Messenger RNA from Eruca vesicaria subsp. sativa (arugula), 957 nucleotides. The record is from the annotation of a GenBank genome assembly. Lineage: Eukaryota; Viridiplantae; Streptophyta; Magnoliopsida; Brassicales; Brassicaceae.
AUGGGAUUGGUCGGUUCAUUAUUCUCGUUCAUAGUCUUCCUUAGCUGUCUCAUUGCGGUUUGUGGCCAAGGUACGAGGAUCGGGUUCUACUCGACCACAUGCCCUAACGCCGAGACCAUUGUUCAGACCACUGUGACAUCUCACUUUGCUUCAGAUCAAAAGAUUGCACCCGGAUUACUAAGAAUGCACUUCCACGAUUGCUUUGUCCAGGGUUGCGAUGGUUCAGUGCUUAUAUCAGGACCUAACACUGAAAGAACCGCUGGUGCAAACUUUAACCUUCGUGGUUUUGAAGUCAUUGACGAUGCCAAGACGCAGCUUGAGGCCGCGUGUCCUGGUGUCGUAUCGUGUGCCGAUAUUUUAACCUUAGCCGCUCGUGAUUCCAUCUCCCUCACGAAAGGACAAAGCUGGCAAGUCCCAACAGGACGCAGAGAUGGACGAGUUUCAUUGGCAACGAACGUUAACAAUCUUCCUUCUCCAAGUGACUCCGUGGAUGUUCAAAAAAGGAAGUUCGCCGCUUUCCGCCUCAACACUCGCGAUCUUGUCGCUCUCGUCGGAGGACACACGAUUGGAACAGCUGCAUGUGGGUUUUUCACAAACAGGAUAUUCAAUACGACGGGAAACAGAGCAGAUCCAACCAUGGACCAAACAUUCGUACCAGAACUUCAAAGACUUUGUCCUCUAAACGGAGACGCUUCAUCCCGCGCGGAUCUUGACUUCGGAAGUGGUGAUACUUUUGACACUUCAUUCUUCAACAAUCUUAGUCGUGGCAGAGGAAUUCUUCAGUCCGAUCAGGUUCUUUGGACUAAUCCAACGACUAGAUCUAUAGUGCAAGAGUUUAUCGCUUCCAAAGACAGCUUCAAUGUUCAGUUUGCAAGGUCGAUGGUGAAGAUGAGUAAUAUUGGUGUGAAGACAGGGGCAAAUGGGGAAAUUCGUAGGGUUUGUUCGACUGUUAAUUGA